CCUCCGGGCCACGGGCCUCUUCGGACCGGGACGCAGGGUGGCGGCGCCUGCGGCAGAGCGUCCGGAGCAGGUAGUGUUGGUGCUUCUUUUCAGUGCCGGUCCGUCCAUCACGACCACAUUUGUCAUGAUGACAGUGACAAGAUAUCUCCCGGGGCCAAUUCAGCACCUCUGCCUGGCCAUCCUAACAAGGGGAUUUGUGAAAGGGUGAGACUUCAGAGCCUGGUCCCUCUUCUCCCAAGUGAUCAGAAUACUACCGUUCAAGAGGAUGCUCACUUCAAAGCUUUCUUCCAGCCUCUACAGAGGAUAGAAAAUGAAGUGGAACUCUUAGGAGAACAUCUUCAAGUGGGCAGUUUUACUUAUCCCCCCUCGGCCCAUCCCCCAGCCUUACCUCCGUCAGCUCCUUUGCAGUUCCUGACACAUGAUCCUCUGCAUCAGGAGGUGUCCUUCGGCGUACCUUAUCCUCCAUUCAUGCCUCGGAGACUCACGGGGCGCACUAGAUACCGAUCCCAGCAGCCAGUACCACCUCCCCCUUACCAUCCAAGCUUACUGCCUUAUGUGUUAUCAAUGCUUCCAGUACCACCUGCUGUGGGCCCAACUUUCAGCUUUGAAUUGGAUGUAGAAGAUGGAGAAGUAGAAAAUUACGAGGCCCUGCUAAACCUGGCGGAACGACUGGGAGAGGCGAAGCCUCGGGGACUGACUAAAGCAGAUAUUGAACAGCUUCCCUCCUACAGGUUCAACCCUAACAACCACCAGUCGGAGCAGACUUUGUGUGUAGUAUGCAUGUGUGAUUUUGAGUCGAGGCAGCUUCUUAGAGUCUUACCCUGUAACCACGAGUUCCAUGCCAAGUGUGUCGAUAAAUGGCUUAAGGGAAAUCGUACUUGCCCAAUUUGCCGAGCUGAUGCUUCAGAAGUACACCGGGAUUCAGAGUGACCAGCCUACGAGCACAGAUUUAGUUUGGGUGUUCCUCAUCACGUGUAUAUAUGGACUAUCCAUUGAACUUAACCUGUGUGGCUUCCAGCCAGCCCUCCCUUUACCAAAAGGGUCAAUGGACCUUUCUUUGCACUGUGUGACUUAAUCAACUAUAAAAGCUUACAAUUAGUCUUCACAAUUAUGGGAUUGUUAUACUAACUGUGUGAUUGGAACUCCAAAGAUCUUUUCUUUAGCUUAAUUUCGUGUGUGCACUAACAUUCCCUGGUUUUUGUGUGAUCAUUCCGAGUGUUGCUGCAAGAUUACAGUGGACGUGAUCUUUUAGCAUGUGCUUUUAUAAAAAGUGGUAGCUCCAGAUGAUAUAGCAAUCUACCUUAUAUAGAGCCUUCGGAAACUGUGAGUGGAAAUGAGUGCAGCGUGUGAACUGUGAGAGAGUGUGCGACUACAUGUGUGGGGGCAUGGUAGCUACUGUGUGUAUGAGACCCUGUAUACCAGCAUGUACCAAGAAUGUGUGUGUAGUUUUAAUUAUGCUGCAAUGUAUAAUCUGGUGUGUUAUUUAAACAGCACUAGUACUGUACACUGGUUUCCCCUUGUGUUUGCUGUUGCACACUGAUUGCUAAGGGUGCAUCAAUUCUAAGCAUUGAAUACUCCGUCCCCUUCCCUCCCAAGGAAUGGAAUGAGAAAAGCCUUCUUCCUUUGCUUCAGGCAGCUGUCCCCUUCUCUUCCUCUGUGAUCCUAAGUGGGUCACUUAAGAAAAAAUGUCAGAUUCUCACUCCAUGACCUGAUUUUUUUUUUCUUCAAUUCUGUUGUAAAAGAAACUUUUAAGUCUCCAACUUGCUAUUUCCAAAAAGAAGGUGCAAUAUCACGAUCCUCAUUAGCAAUAUCGGCAUUUCAGUCGGAGAUCUGAGUGUUUCUACUUCUUGUUUCUCCUUUACAUUUCCAGUAGCGUUUUACAGAGAGGACCUGUGAUUUUAUUCAUGUGUAGAUUUGUAGUCUGUUUCGAAGAUAUUUGAGUAAUAUAUUUUUAAGAACACCACUGGUCCCAUAAGUAUCGCCUUCUUGACUUCCCGUAGAACAAAAUCUGUUAUCUAACUCAGCCUGGUUUCUGGUGUGUGUUCUUCGCUCAGGCCUCCCUGGGUAACUAAAUUGUUUUAAGAGAGCUAUUUCUGUUAGUGUUCACUGAAUUCCCACACUCUGGUCCUGAAGUUCUCUGACUCUUUCCUCUGUAAACAUUCUCGUCGAAACCUUUGUUUCAGGAUGAUCGAGUGCUGUGACAGCUCCCUUCUUAGGUCUGGUUUGCUUUGAUGUCUUACUCUUUCUCUUUUAUGUCAGAAUGAGAAAAAGCUUAAUACAACAGGUGCCCAGAAUACUUGCAGUGUAAAUGAAGAUUGGAUUUUGUAUAAAAAAUAAUAAUGCUGUCAAACAGGAAUUGACCUUUAUUUAAUCGGAAAUGAUACAUAGCUGUGUAAAACAAGACAGAUUGAUUGACCGUAAAUCAGAUGGUUGGAAGUCACUUUUCAGCAAUUGGAUUCCUUCCUCCUUCUCUCAGUGUGCUCAGCCUUGUCUGCCUCUUUGUGAGUUCUCGGCUUCUGUCUGCAGCCACGCGUGCUGCAGCCUUCCAGUCACAACCGUGACACUUUGCUGCCAACCUCACUCAACUCGCAAUUGGCACUGGGCCUUUUUUUUUUACUCUGACAGGGAGAGUGUUCAACUACUUGCUACUGCCAUGUUCCUUACCCUCCCUUUUGAAGUCUCUAAGCUCACCACAGCCUAGAGUUCAGGAAAGUCAAUCCACACAGAAGCACAAUUUUGUCUUCUUCAGACACUGUUGCCUCUCUAGUCAGACAAUAGGAUUUGACCUGUUUUCUGUUUGCCCUAGACUAAGUGUGUCAGAAAUACACUGAAACAGUGGUGAAUGCACGUGUUACUUUUAAAUCGUUAGGAUGCCCCUCCCGUUCCUAAUGAUGAAAAGGUGUGUUAAAGUCAAAAUUAAUGGCUUAUAAUAGUCAUCUCCAAAUCACAUGCAGUUUAAUCUUUAUUUUUUAAUUUAAAGAAAUCAUGUUUAAAAUGACAAAAGUCCAUAUUAUAUAUACACUUUUAUAUAGCUGCAAAAACUUUAUACCUGUACAGCUCUCACAUGACACUGCUCCACUCAGUGUUUGUGUUAUUGAUGCACACAAGUGAAGCACUUUCCUCGUUUAUACAGAGAUACUGACUACCAAGGCACACUGUGCUAAGACCGGAAAGCAGCCUUUCUUUAUUCUGUCGAUAUUUGCCAUGACGUUCCCUUUCCAGUAGAUUUUUUUUUUUUAAUAGAAGUAGUUGGCAAUUUAGGAGUUAGCAGGUCUGUCCUGGUAAAAUUGUGUUUUGCAGUUAUGACUGCUGUCUCCAUGGGGUGUCUUCUCUUAGCACAAAACUGUUAGAGAAGGAUCAGACUUUUGUUCAGUGUGGUUGGUGUAUUUUAGGAGCAGACCUAGCGUGAUCUCUGAGUGACCAUGGUGGGCAUUUUUGUGACCAGAGAAUGAGAAAAUGCGGUUGGCUUCUGCCUGACGGUCAUCUCUGGGAGAUGCACUGGGUGGCAGAUGGAUGUUGGUAGCCUUCAUCCUCUUUCUCCUAGAACAAUGUUGGCUUUGCCGUCUUAACUCAGCUGUGCAGUUUUGUUGUUGUUGGUUGGUUGGUAGGUUUUAGAUUUGGGGUUUGAGCUUUUUGGUUUGUGUGGGGUUUUGUUUUUUUUUUGUUUUUGUUUUUUUGUUUUUUUGCAUGAAUCACCAUAUUUUGUAUUUUCAACUCCAACCUCAACAAAACAACUCAAGGCCUCUAAGUAUCAAGAUACCAUACUAAUAUUUUCCUGUCCUGAAUUUUUUUUAGCAGAAUCUGAAAUUGUGAAAGCAUAUUAGAUUUUCUACACUCCCUGAACUUUAAUUUGCUAGAAUUCUUAAUUUGGGCCUCUUGUGGUAAUUUCCAGUGUGAUCUGCCUGCCAGCUUCUGAGAACACUUUCACAGUAUCUCUGGGCCUUCUCGAGUCUGCUCCCCAUAGUGCAUCUGGUUACCUCAUGUUGCUGUUUGUUUAAGAUUAUGAAAACUCACGGGGUGUUUGUUGGAAUCAUUUGCUGAGUCAUUUCCUCAAAUUAUAUUCCAUUGUAUCAGUUAACAUAUAGUUUUAAAUGUAUGUAUUAUAAAUAUCUGUAACCAAAUCAUUUGAAGGCUUGAUAAAUUUUUAACAAAGUUUGUACAUUUUUUAUGAAAGUUACUAGUAAUGCUUUACUAAGUAGUGCAAUGAAUUUUUAUUUUUAAUCCCUGUGCCCAAUUUUGGAGUUGAGAGGGUUGUUGGUAAUAAAUGUAUGAUGUACACUUAAAA
This is a messenger RNA of Microtus ochrogaster (prairie vole), 4285 nucleotides long. RefSeq names its product ring finger protein 38 (gene Rnf38). NCBI's taxonomy places the organism in Eukaryota, Metazoa, Chordata, Mammalia, Rodentia, Cricetidae. The annotation marks the transcript as partial. Gene Ontology annotation, biological process: protein ubiquitination. Gene Ontology annotation, molecular function: ubiquitin protein ligase activity. The transcript has 9 exons. The record is from RefSeq and is a predicted model, not a curated record.